AUCCAGGUUAUUCAGGAAAAGAGGUUAUUCUCGUAGUACUAGAGCUCAGCCAAGUUUUGAAAAGAAGAACGUGAAGUACUAAGGUUUUCCUGAUUGAAAAGAUUUGCAUUUAGAAAUCAAAUUGAAAAGUACGUAACUCGAGUUGUUUGACCAGACAGAGUACUAGGAAUCAAAAUUGACGCUAGUAAGUGAACAUUGAUAGUGAUCGAAUAUCAAAACCCCAUUAUUUAAAUAAAGAUGGAGAGAUAUAAUGAAAAUAACUACCUCGAAGAUGAGGAACUAGCCCAGUUACAGGCCCAACAACAAGAUGAGAUUCCACAACCGUCUGCUCCACCUAUAGUUGACGAAGAGGAGCUAUUAGCAGCACAGGCGGCAGCAGAGGCGGCAGCAGCUCAACAACAACAACAACCAGGUGGUGCAUUUAAUAAUGUUGGACAAGGGUUAACCGGGAGAAAUCGAGAUAUAAUGAUGCAAUACUGGCAAGAGACCAUCAACUCUAUUGAACAUGACGAUCACGAUUUUAAGAAUCACCAAUUACCAUUGGCAAGAAUCAAGAAGGUUAUGAAGACUGAUGAAGACGUAAGGAUGAUUAGUGCUGAAGCACCGAUUUUAUUUGCUAAAGGAUGUGAUGUUUUCAUAACUGAACUAACUAUGAGAGCAUGGAUUCAUGCAGAAGAAAAUAAAAGAAGAACAUUACAAAAAUCAGAUAUUGCAAAUGCUUUAACGAAAAGUGAUAUGUUUGAUUUUUUAAUUGAUGUUGUACCUAGAGAAGAAGAAAAACCUAAAAAGCCAACUACUUCCAGAUCAAACGGGUUUAGCACUCCUCGUUCAAACCCUCAGUAUCAAGAUCAAUAUCAACAGGAGACUAAUUUUGGAGGUCAAGUACCAGAUCAAGAACAAGCUCAACAAAUCCAGGCGUCCCCGAAUCCACCUCAACUCAGCUCACAACAACAAGGUCAAUCAUCUCCUACACAACCACAACCACCAAGCCAAGCACCAUUAGUUUCAACUCAACAACAACAACCAAUAUCUACCCAAAGAUUACUUCAAGAACAACAACAAGAUGAACAACAAGAGCAACAACAAGAACAAAUUUACCAACGACAAGAUCAACAAUCGGAAAAAAUUGCUCCACAACCUGCUUCAAAUCAUCAACAACCUCAACAGGCUCCUCAAGAACAAUCUACAAGCCAGCCAGGCGAACCUGGUGAAUACAACAAUUUCCAAAACUUUAACCCGGUUUAUGAAAAUGGAUUUUGAAAUUAUACAAUCUUGUUUAUAGUUUGUCUUGCACGAGACAUUGAUAGAUAUGUUCAAUUCCUAAACGUUUCCAUCUAUUAAAACCCAAAUUCAAAUUUAAUUCCUUUUAGACUUCCUUUUGAUAUCUUUCUUCUUUGUAAUAUUUUAAAUCUUU
Molecule: messenger RNA, 1414 nt
Organism: Hyphopichia burtonii NRRL Y-1933
Lineage: Eukaryota; Fungi; Ascomycota; Pichiomycetes; Serinales; Debaryomycetaceae
Gene: HAP5
Product: Hap5p
Exons: 1
Coding region: 238-1260 (340 amino acids)
Biological process (GO): regulation of DNA-templated transcription
Cellular component (GO): CCAAT-binding factor complex; nucleus
Molecular function (GO): DNA-binding transcription activator activity, RNA polymerase II-specific; DNA binding; protein heterodimerization activity
Source: RefSeq, a predicted model, not a curated record